GCUGCGGGUGCGCGAGCAGCGCGCUCCCGCCGUCCGCGUCGCCAUCUUUUCCCCCUCCGUCUGUCUGUCUGCCGUUGGCUUUGUCCGUCUGCAGCGCCGCCCCUCGGCUCCCCGCCACCGGCUUGGCUCGAAGCCGCCCUCCGCCUGCCGGGCCCAGUCCCGGAGAGCCCCGGCCCGGCCGGCCCGAGCUGCGGCCCGGGGCCCAUUGUCCGGCGGUCCGUCUGUCCGGAGGCGGGGCCCAGGGACGCGGAGCGCCGCGGAGCGCCGAGGCGCCGGAUACAAAUCACUGGGAUUCAGGCGAGUUUACUUUGCUCCGUGGGAACUGCACCAGAGCUGGAGGUCAGCAUCCCGCAAGGAGGUAGUAAUAUAUCCAGUUGUGAAACUGGGAAAGGCCAGAGCUCUCGGAUCAGGGAAACAUGUCCCGUCGGAAACAGACAAAUCCGAAUAAAGUUCACUGGGAUCAAGUAUUUGCUGGGCUAGAAGAGCAAGCCCGCCAGGCGAUGAUGAAAACUGAUUUUCCUGGAGACCUUGGCAGUCAGCGACAAGCUAUCCAACAACUAAGAGAUCAGGACUCCAGUAGCAGUGACAGUGAGGGUGAUGAAGAGGAGACCACACAAGAUGAAGUCUCUUCCCACACAUCAGAGGAAGAUGGAGGGGUGGUCAAAGUGGAAAAAGAGUUAGAAAAUACGGAACAGCCUGUUGGUGGGAAUGAAGUGGCAGAGCAUGAGGUCACAGGAAACUUGAAUUCUGACCCCUUACUUGGACUCUGCCAGUGUCCCCUCUGCCAGCUAGACUGUGGGAGUCGGGAGCAGCUGAUUGCUCAUGUGUACCAGCACACUGCAGCAGUGGUGAGCGCCAAGAGCUACAUGUGUCCUGUCUGUGGCCGGGCCCUGAGCUCCCCAGGGUCAUUGGGUCGUCACCUCCUAAUCCACUCAGAGGACCAGAGGUCUAACUGUGCUGUGUGUGGAGCCCGUUUUACCAGCCAUGCCACGUUUAACAGCGAGAAACUCCCUGAAGUACUUAAUAUGGAAUCCCUACCCCCAGCCCAUAGUGAGGGUCCCUCCAGUGCUGAGGGGAAGGACAUUGCCUUUAGCCCUCCUGUGUACCCUGCUGGAAUUCUGCUUGUGUGCAACAAUUGUGCUGCCUACCGUAAGCUACUGGAAGCACAGACCCCCAGUGUUCGCAAGUGGGCCCUACGCCGACAGAAUGAGCCAUUGGAAGUACGGCUGCAGCGGCUGGAACGAGAGCGCACAGCCAAGAAAAGUCGGCGGGACAAUGAGACUCCAGAGGAGCGGGAAGUAAGGCGCAUGAGGGACCGUGAAGCCAAGCGCCUGCAGCGCAUGCAGGAGACAGAUGAGCAGCGGGCACGUCGGCUGCAGCGGGAUCGGGAGGCUAUGAGGCUGAAGCGGGCCAAUGAAACCCCCGAGAAGAGGCAGGCCCGGCUCAUCCGGGAGCGGGAAGCCAAGCGGCUCAAGAGGAGGCUGGAGAAAAUGGACAUGAUGUUGCGAGCUCAGUUUGGUCAGGACCCUUCUGCCAUGGCAGCCUUAGCAGCUGAAAUGAACUUCUUCCAGCUACCUGUGAGUGGGGUGGAGUUGGACAGCCAGCUCCUGGGCAAGAUGGCCUUUGAAGAGCAGAACAGUGGCUCUCUGCACUGAACCCGCCUGCCCUCCCACUCACCCAGGUCCACAGGGAUCCAUGCUACAGCCAACCCACAGGGCCUUGUCCUUAUUGCUGGAGGCAGGCCUGGGUUUGUUGCAGGUGGACCUAAGCACCUCUUGCAUGUGGGAGCAGGAUGAUGGGGUCAGCAGGGAGCCAGCUUAAGGCAGCUCUAGACAAGGGAGUAGGCACUCCAGAGAACUAGACUCCCAGCCCACUGCUGCAGGGCAUGCUUAUAGGACUAUGGGGCCCAGUGUGGCUCACAGAGUUGUGAGGGCAAAUAAAUUAAUUUUAUCUUUACUG
This is a messenger RNA of Odobenus rosmarus divergens (Pacific walrus), 1959 nucleotides long. RefSeq names its product zinc finger protein 821 (gene ZNF821). Lineage: Eukaryota; Metazoa; Chordata; Mammalia; Carnivora; Odobenidae. Bases 417 to 1655 code for a protein of 412 amino acids. Gene Ontology annotation, biological process: regulation of transcription by RNA polymerase II. Gene Ontology annotation, molecular function: RNA polymerase II cis-regulatory region sequence-specific DNA binding; DNA-binding transcription activator activity, RNA polymerase II-specific. Gene Ontology annotation, cellular component: nucleus. The record is from RefSeq and is a predicted model, not a curated record. The transcript has 8 exons.